CCCAGGGCUUGGGGACAUCCCAGAGCUUGGGGACAUCCCAGGGCUUUGGGACACUCCAGAGCUUGGGGACACCCCAGGGCUUGGGGACAUCCCAGAGCUUGGGGACAUCCCAGGGCUUUGGGACACUCCAGAGCUUGGGGACACCCCAGGGCUUGGGGACACCCCAGGGCUUGGGGACAUCCCAUGGCCUGGGGACAUCCUAGAGCUUGGGGACACCCCAGAGCUUGGGGACACCCACAGCUGAGGACAUCUCUACGGCUUGGGGACAUCUCACAGCCUGGGGACACUCCGUGGCUUGGGGACACUUCACAGCUUGGGGACACCCACAGCCAGGGACACCCACGGCUGGGGACACUCCAUGGCUUCAGGACAUCCCCACGGCUUGGGGACAUCCCACGGCCAAGGCCACCCCAUGGCUUGGGGACCUUGGGGACACUUCACAGCUUGGGGACAUCCCCACACUUGGGGACCCCGCAAGGACAGUGUCACCUGCACGGACAGGGACCCCCGCAAGGUGACGUCACCCGCGUCACCGCUGGGGACCCUCCCAUGGCUGGGGACCCCGCAAGGACAGUGUCACCUGCACCAUGGUGUCACCUGCAUGGCCUGUGUCACCUGCAUCGGUGACAUCCCCCCCUCCACGCCCCCGGCUGGGGACACCCACGGCGCCCACCCCCACACUGGCACGGCCACCACCGGGCUGGGGACACUGCCACAGAACUGUCACCGGGCUCAGGACACUGUCACUGAACUGUCACUGGGCUGGGGACAUCGUCACAGAACUGUCACCGGCCUCAGGACACUGUCACAGAACUGUCACUGCAUUGAGGACACUGUCCCAGAAUUGUCACCAGGUUCAGGACACUGUCACAGGAACUGUCACCGACUUGGGGACACUCAGAGAACUGUCACCGCACUGGGGACACCAUCACAGAAACUGUCACCACGUUGGGGACACUGUUACAGAACUGUCACUGGGCUGGGGACGCUGUCCCUGAACUGUCACCGCGCUGGGGAACCACCAGGACGUGUCCCCAUGGCGCAGCUGCCACCACCGGCUUGGGGACACCAAAGUGGGAACCCCGGACUGGGAACAGCCAGGAUGUCACCAGUGGGGACUGUCACCACCGGACUGGGAACUGUCACCAGUGGGAAUUGUCACCAUGGGACCGGGAACUGCUGGCACAUGGGUGACACCGCGCUGGCACCGACACUGCAGGGGACACAAGGACACCACGGGGACAUCACAGGGACACCAGGACAUGUCCCCAGCACUGUCACCUCAGCCAGGACAGGACCUGGUGGCGGUGUCACAGUGUCACCCUGUGCCAGCGUGACCCGGGGACGCUGUCACCCGCUGUCCCCAGUGUCACCCGCUGCCCCCGGUGCCACCCGCUAUCCCUGGUGUCACCCGCUAUCCCUGGUGUCACCCGCUGUCCCCAGUGUCACCCGCUGCCCCCGGUGCCACCCGCUAUCCCUGGUGUCACCCGCUAUCCCUGGUGUCACCCGCUGUCCCCAGUUGACACUCCUGGGGACGCGGUGA
Molecule: messenger RNA, 1543 nt
Organism: Onychostruthus taczanowskii (white-rumped snowfinch)
Lineage: Eukaryota; Metazoa; Chordata; Aves; Passeriformes; Passeridae
Exons: 5
Coding region: 359-1543 (394 amino acids)
Source: RefSeq, a predicted model, not a curated record